This is a messenger RNA of Stylophora pistillata, 8087 nucleotides long. RefSeq names its product receptor-type tyrosine-protein phosphatase S-like. Gene Ontology annotation, biological process: homophilic cell-cell adhesion; protein dephosphorylation. Gene Ontology annotation, cellular component: plasma membrane. Gene Ontology annotation, molecular function: protein tyrosine phosphatase activity; protein binding. The record is from RefSeq and is a predicted model, not a curated record. Lineage: Eukaryota; Metazoa; Cnidaria; Anthozoa; Scleractinia; Pocilloporidae.
UCUAGCGAUUAGUCGCUUCUUUAUGCUGAAGACGGCGGUAUUUAUUCACUUUAAAGCAGCCCAAUCGAUGUGAGAGAACGCAAAAGACAUCCUGUGUAAUGGAGGCAGGUUGGCCUACAAUCUUUCUGUGUGCUCUUUUCAUGUUUUCUGUCGAAGGUGCGAGCUUUACUAAACAACCUCAAAAUUCACUCCUUACUGUGGAAGGUGACAAUGUUACACUGGAAUGGAGGUACACCUUAGACGAAGGUGAAUCACUUCGUAUGGUGUUAUUUGAAAAUGAUACAGAGGAGAUUGUGGAAAAAAUUCCUUCCGAUAACUUACCUUGGAUAGACUCCUCGUACCAAGGUCGCUUAUACGCGAGCGUAACAAAUGAACGCGCAUCAUUUGUUUUCCUCGGAGUAAAGAGAUCGGACGCGGGAGGCUACACGCUAAAAGUAAACACUAGGAAAAGCAGACUUAGAGGAGAAGUGGAGAUUUCAGUACUAUACAUUCCAGAGAUCACUGCUCACCCGCAGAAUGUAACUGAAAAAGAAGGAGACAAUGCUACCUUCAAUUGUAACGCUAUGGGAAAUCCUGUACCACAAAUAUCAUGGAAUAAGGGAGGAUCACCUCUUGGUAACACCUCCAGUAUUAGUUUGUCAGCGGAUAACAAGGACCUAACUAUAAAGAAUGUGAACAGAGUAGACAGCGGUGAAUACCGAUGUGUGGCCACCAACAGCCUUGGAAAUGAUACCUCCAAUCCUGCUUACCUAGGAGUGCAAUAUAAACCCGAGAUACGCACUGUUCCACGAUUGAUUCAAAGAACCGAAGGAGACGAAGUAACUUUACUUUGCAACGCCAUCGGAAAUCCAGCACCUACAGUAUCAUGGACCAAAAAUGGGUUUCCUCUCGACAACAGUAACAGUUCUAGAAUGAAUUUUUCUAAAAAAGGAAAGCAGCUCACUAUCAAGAAUGUGAGCAAAAUAGAUGGUGGAGUGUACCUAUGUGCUGCAGAAAACAGUCUUGGAAAUGCUACGUCUCACGAUACUACCCUAGAAGUGCAUUAUCCACCUGAAGUGACAAUGAUUGGUGGUCCACAACAGUUUGCAGUUGUCGGUAAAACAAAGAAACUCGUCUGCAAGUACAAUGCUGUACCACCAGUGUCUGAAGCGCAAUGGAUAAAAGAUGGAAUUGUGAUUUCUAGAAACGCUAGUCUGCUAAUCCGUAACGAGUCCCGCCUUACUGUUCCAUAUUAUAAUGAAAGUCAAUUACAGUUGCUUAUAAAUCAAAGUACCUCUCAAGAUGCUGGAAACUACACCUGCCUAGUUAUCAAUGCUGUUGGCAACUCAUCCCUGAAGACGUCAGUUAUAAGCCAAGAAUUGCCAUCAAUUACUAUUUAUCCAAGAAGGGAAACUGUUCUAGAAGGAAAAAAGGUAACUCUGUCUUGUAACGCCACCGGAAAUCCAGGACCGUCAAUAUCUUGGGUCAAAGAUGGAUUUUCAGUAAACAACAAUUCACGGAUCAGCUUCUCACCAGACAAUGAGCGGUUGACUAUAACGAAUGUAAGCAGAACAGAUAGCGGUGAAUACCGAUGUGUGGCGAAGAACAGAGUUGGAAAUGACACCGCAAAUUCCAAAGUGGGUGUUCUUUUUGAACCCGAAGUGUCAAUUGAUGGCAAUCAAAAGCAAUAUUUGGCCAAGGGCGGCAAUAUCCGGCUGAUAUGUCGGUAUGAAGCGUCGCCACCAGUGUCUGAAGUGCAGUGGAUAAAGGAAGGAACUGUGAUUGCUAGGAAUGCUUUGAAGCUGAUGAAUGGUUCCAGAGUGACAAUUCCAUCCUUUAAUGAAAGUCAAAUACAGUUAUCAAUCACUGCAGCUUCUUUAAGGGAUGGGGGAAAUUACACCUGUAACGCCACGAAUAUUUUAAGCAGCACACAGGACACGAUGAUGAUCAUAAUUGAAGAUAAACCUGAGAUCGCAACUCAUCCUCGCAAUAUCACAACAGAAGAAGGUCAUGGCGUGACUUUGUAUUGUAAUGCUACUGGAAAUCCAGCCCCGACCAUAUCAUGGACCAAGAAUGGAAAUCUGUUAAGUAACGGCUCUAGGAUCAUUUUGUCAGCAAGCCAAGAACAGUUGACGAUAACGAAAGUGAACAGAAUAGACAGUGGCAAAUACAAAUGUCGAGCGAAAAACAGAGUUGGAAGGGAUACUUCUUACGCUUCCACAGUUAAUGUUCAGUAUCAAACUAAGAUCGUUUCUCAUCCUCAAGCGAUUGUGACAGAAGAAGAGGGAAAUAAUUUAACUUUAUUUUGUAAUGCCACUGCAAACCCACCAGCGAACAUAUCAUGGACCAAAGAUGGUUCUCUUAUAAACAAUAAUUCCAGGAUAAACUUUUCAGACGAUAAUAAGCGCUUGAAUAUACGAAAUGUAAACAGAAAAGACAAGGGGAGUUACCGAUGUGUGGCGAACAACAGCCUUGGAAGUGAUACCUCAAACGUUUCUACUGUUGAUAUCCAAUAUCGACCUGUGAUAGUUAUUCAACCGCAGAAUGUUACGGAACCAGAAGGGAAGAAUGUGACAUUAACUUGUAAUGCUACUGGAAAUCCAGAGCCAGAGCUGUCAUGGUUCAGUGAUGAACAUCUCGUGAAAAGCGGCAACAGGAUUAGUUUGUCAGCAGGCAACCAGUCACUGAUUAUAGCGAAUAUGAACAGAACAGAUAGCGGAGAAUAUCUGUGUGUCGCCCAUAAUAAAGUUGGAAACGCUUCCUCGAAAGUUGCCAUAUUAAAUGUUCAAUAUCGACCGGAAAUCAUCACCGAUCCCUCUGAUGACUCGGUGAAAGAAGGAAAAAGCACGACAUUCUAUUGUAACGCGACUGGAAAUCCAUUACCAGAAAUAUCGUGGGAAAAAAAUGGAAAUCCUAUCGGAAAUAAUUCCAAGAUCAGUUAUUCAGCAGAAAGCAAAGAGUUGAAAAUAAUAAAUGUGAAAAGGACUGACAGAGGAACAUACCGAUGUGUGGCUGUCAAUAGAAUUGGUAAUGCCACCUCACGUAAUGCCACGUUAGUUGUGAAAUAUCGACCUGAGAUAGUUACUGAACCGCAGAAUGUAACGAAAACAGAAGGGAACAAUGUGACUUUAACUUGUAAUGCUACUGGAAAUCCAGAGCCAUAGCUGUCAUGGUUCAUUGAUGAACAUCGCGUAAAAAGCAUCAACAGGAUUAGUUUGUCAGCAGGCAACCAGUCGCUGAUGAUAGCGAAUGUGAACAGAACAGAUAGCGGAAAAUACCUGUGUGUCGCCCAUAAUGAAGUUGGAAAUGCUUCCUCGAAAGUUGCCAUAUUAAAUGUACAACAUCAACCGGAAAUUACCACCGAUCCCUCUGAUGACGUGGUAAAAGAAGGAAAAAACACGACAUUAUAUUGUAACGCAACUGGAAAUCCAUUGCCAGAAAUAUCGUGGGAAAAAAAUGGAAAUCCUAUCGGCAAUAAUUCCAGGAUCAGUUCUUCAGCAGAAAGUAAAGAGUUAAAAAUAAUAAAUGUGUACAGGACAGACAGUGGAACAUACCGGUGUAUGGCUGUCAAUAGAAUUGGUAAUGCCACCUCACGUAAUGCCACGUUAGUUGUGAAAUAUCGAUCUGAGAUAGUUACUGAACCGCAGAAUGUUACGGAAACAGAAGGGAAGACUGUGACAUUAACUUGUAAUGCUACUGGAAAUCCAGAGCCAGAGCUGUCAUGGUUCAAUGAUGAACAUCCGGUUAAAAGCAACAACAGGAUUAGUUUGUCAGCAGGCAACCAGUCGCUGAUGAUAGCGAAUGUGAACAGAACAGAUAGCGGAAAAUACCUGUGUGUCGCCCACAAUGAAGUUGGAAACGCUUCCUCCAAAGUUGCCGUAUUAAAUGUACAAUAUCAACCGGAAAUUAUUACCGAUCCCUCUGAUAACGUGGUGAAAGAAGGAAAAAACACGACAUUAUAUUGUAACGCAACUGGAAAUCCAUUGCCAGAAAUAUCGUGGGAAAAAAAUGGAAAUCCUAUCGGCAAUAGUUCCAAGACCAGUCAUUCAGAGUUGAAAAUAAUGAAUGUGUACAGGACAGACAGUGGAAAAUACCGAUGUGUGGCUCUCAAUGGAAUUGGUAGUGCCAUCUCACGUAAUGCUACAUUAUUUGUAGAAUACCAAAGUAAGAUCACUACUCAUCCUAGUAAUGAAACAAAAAGAGAGGGAGAAAACGUUACGUUACACUGCAAUGCUACUGGAUAUCCUCCCCCUGCUCUAUCAUGGACGAAAGAUGGGUCUGACAUAAGUAACAGCUCCAGGAUCAGCUUUUCAGCAGACGAAGAGCAGUUGGCAAUAACCAAUACCAGCCGAGUAGACAGCGGAGUAUACCGAUGUGUGGCGUCUAACCGUCUUGGAAAUGAUACAUCUGGUGCUGCUUUUGUAGAUGUCCAGUUUGCACCUGGAAUCUCCAUACCUCCGAGGAAUGUCACAGUAGUAAAAGGAGAACAUGUGACUUUUACUUGUUCAGUGGUGGGGAACCCGACACCCAGUGUUAUUUGGACAAAGAAUGGAGAAGACCUGAAUGUAACAGCAAACAGUCGAUUAAAAUUGUCGUCUAGGAACCGUAAUCGCAGUUUAGAAAUUGCAGAAGUUGACCUCUCAGACUCAGGGCAAUACAUAUGUGUGGCUAAUAACAGCCAGGGUAAAUUAUCCUCAUCUGCAGCUACCCUCACAGUACAGUAUGUACCAGACCCACCAAAGGAUGUCGAAGUGAUCUCAAGAGGAUCACGGGAAGUAAAUAUCUCCUGGACGGCUGGGUUUGACGGAAACAGUGCCAUCCAGAACUACACAGUGAAAAUCAGUGAAGAUGAGCAGACUUUCAAAGAUGCCAUAUGUCAAGGAACACUCAUAGACAGUGCUUGUGUGAUUUACUCCACGAGAGUUUCUAUUAAAAAGCUGUUUCCUUGGACAAAAUAUUACCUCAAGGUGUUCGCCAGGAACGUUAUUGGUGCUAGUAGCCACAGCUCCGUUGUAAAUGUUACCACCAAUGAAGAAGUGCCAAGUUCUGCUCCAGCUUUCAAGGUGACUGCCCUCAAUUCUACGGCUGUAAAAGUUUCUUGGCAGAUGCUCUCUAACCAAGAUGCCAGAGGCAUUAUAAUGGGCUAUUACAUUCUGUACAAGAGGAAAAUUGAGCCAGAGGCAUCGUGGAGGAACAGAACUGUUAACAAGGCGAAUACUACGUCUUUAGUACUGGCGUCUCUAGAUGAAUACACAUCGUAUCAGUUUGCCAUACAGGCUUUCAACAGUAAGGGUAUAAGUAAUCGGAGUGAAAUUGAGGAGACGAAGACAGAUGAAGAUGUGCCACGUGCUGCUCCAGCUUUCAAAGUGACUGUCCUCAGUUCAACGGCUGUAAACGUUUCUUGGCAGAUCCUCACUAAACAAGAUGCUAGAGGCGUCAUUCUGGGUUACUACGUUCUAUACAGGAGAGUAAGCGAUCCGCAGGUCGACUGGGAGAACAGAACAGUUAACAGAGGGGAAACCACGUCUUUAUUGGUGGCGUAUCUAGAAAAAUACGCAUCAUACCAGUUUGCCAUACAGGCUUUCAACGGCAAGGGUGUCAGUGAUUGGAGUGAAAUUGAGGAAAGGAAGACAGAUCAAGACGUACCUUCCGCGGCACCGGAGUUGAACACCGCUGAACCAAAAAACAGUACUAGUAUUGAAUUGACAUGGGAACCUGUUCCUAAAAGCAAUUUGAAUGGCAUUCUCACUAAGUAUGUCAUUAGGUUUUCAAUUGUUGAUGAUGAGAAGAAAAUAAAGAAGAAAGUAGAAAACUAUGCGUCAAAAGUGGUGAUAAAUGGGCUCAGAGCAUCGACUAGUUACUCGUUUCAAAUUUCGGCUGCAACUGUCAAAGGUGAAGGCCCAUGGAGCAAACCCAAGAAAGCUAAAACGAAAGACCCACCCGUCCCUCCUACUCCUAGCGACAUUGGGACAACUGAAGUUACUGUUGCCUUUGUGCCCAGGCAAAUUUUAAGUAGUGGAACAGAAGUCAGUUACUACCAAAUCAUGGUCGUACCCCUAAGAAAAGGAGAAGAGCCUGGAAAAUCAUCAGAUGAAGUCUAUGUUAAAGUAACCAGAAAAUAUGAAGAUAGAGUGGAAGGGGAACCCUACAUAACGGCCGAAUUUUCCAACAACAACGAGCGAAGAACAACGUUUCCUGUUGGAGAUGGGGAGUACUACUCGAGAAAAGGUCAUAUUGAAGCGAGAAGAAAGCACAGAGCGGGUUUUUUUUUAGAAUUCACCAAGUAUCUUAAUGGCAAGCUUGACGACGACACAGAGUAUGCUGUUUUCCAGCGUUCUCUUAGCAGCCCUAAUGAUUAUCAAAAUGAGGGAUUUACUCAAUUCAAAACCCGUAAACCGAUACCUCCUGUAUUGGAACCGGAGGAUAAGACCGUGAUUGUUGUUGGAGUAUUUAUAGGGCUGUUUAUAGUGUGUGUAGUUGUUGUCGGCGGAAUUGUGAUUGUCUGGUUGCGCGGUCGACAGCGGACCAAUGAGAAUGAGGUCGACGAAGACAUUCCUAUGGAAGACAGAGGUUAUGAAAACUUCGUUCCAGAAGGGGAAAUACCCGUCGAGGACUUUGAAGACCACGUGAAACACCUUAACGAUGAUGACUUAUUUUCUGUGGAGUAUGGUGCCAUACAUCCUCGAGGAAAUUUUACUUCUAAAGCCACUCUGUCCGAGGAGAACAAACACAAGAACCGUUACAACAAUAUUGUUGCGUACGACCACAGCCGAGUGAAAUUAAAUCCAAUCAAAGGUGUACCAGGUUCUGACUACAUUAACGCCAACUUCUUGAACGGUUAUCAGAAGGAGAAGGCAUACAUCGCCACCCAAGGACCACUUGAACACACCACAGAUGACUUCUGGAGAAUGGUCUGGGAGCAAGGGACAAAAACCAUCGUCAUGGUGACAAACUUGGAGGAGAAGGGUCGCCUGAAAUGUCACCAGUACUGGCCAUCAGAAGGUACAGAAUCGUAUGGUGACAUUAAAGUAACCUUGGUGCAGACGGUGGAGCUCAGUGAAUUCACCAUCCGCACCAUGACUCUAAACCACGCCAAUAACACCGAGCAACGAACUGUCAAUCAAUAUCAUUACACAGUAUGGCCGGACCAUGGCGUUCCUGAGUGUCCAUCUUCACUCCUCACGUUUGUGAGAAAGGCUUCUGGAGCAAAUCCUCCAGACGCGGGGCCUAUGGUUGUUCAUUGCAGUGCUGGAGUGGGAAGAACUGGUACAUUCAUUGUGGUAGACGCAAUGUUACGCCGCAUUGCUGCAGAGAAAACAGUGGAUGUCUACGAUUAUGUCACGUCACUGCGACAAGAUAGAAAUUUGAUGGUGCAAGUUGAAGAACAGUACAUUUUGAUACAUGAUGUCCUGGUGGAGGCCAUCCAUUCCGGAUUUACUGAGAUACACGCAAAUGAUCUCAGAUCUCACAUUAAGAACCUCAUGCAAGUGAACCAAACGAGUGGCCAAAGUGAGAUGGAUGAGGAGUUCAUUCGGUUAGGUCGCUGCUUCAGCGCUUCUCAGUUCACAACUCAGGCUGCUAACAUGGCCUGCAACGUGACCAAGAAUCGUUAUCCAAAUGCGUUUCCUUAUGAUGAAACCCGGGUUAAACUGAGUGUAAUCUCUGGCGUGGAAGGCUCCGACUACAUCAAUGCUAACUUCAUUGAUGGUUACAUGGCCAGGAGAGCAUUUAUUGCAACUCAGGCACCCAUACCUGACACUAUUCCAGACUUUUGGCGAAUGAUCUGGGAACAAGAAUCUUCCACCAUAGUCAUGUUAUCCAAGGAAACAGAAGGUGGCAAGGUUAAAGUACACCAUUACUGGCCUGCAGAGAAGCCCACGCACAUUGGAACUUUGGUAGUGGAAAAGACAAGUGAGAUGACCUAUGAAGACUACACGAUGAGAGAAAUGAAACUCACCCAUACCAAGGAAAGUGCAUCGCGAGUUGUUCGACAAUAUCACUACACUGGAUGGCCCGACUCAGGAUCCCCAGAAUCAGGGACUGGUUUAAUCGAUCUUAUUGGCCAGGUGCAACGAUGGCAGCAGCAGUCAGGCAACACCAAGAUCACU